ACCCGAAAGUUUUACACCACCCGGAAUAAAAAAACCUCCACACAACUUCUAACCAAAGCUCACUAAACACCUCUCUCUGAACAGCCCCAAAACAACAAUGGCGGCGAACAGACGCUGUAUCCAAGCUCUCUCUCUAACCCGUCACUACACAUCCUCUGUCUCUCCAAACCCAUCUCUCCAAUCCCUCAAAACCCUACCCCACCUCCAGAAAACCCUAACCCCCAAUCCCCUUUCUCCCCUAUUCCUCACCCACAAAUUUCUCCCCAUUUCCACCAAUCUGAAUCCCAUUUGCUACUCCCAAUUCUUCCACACUCGCCAUUUCUCUUCUGAUCAACAUGACGACACUGAUAACGACGAAAACGACGAUGAAGACGACGAUGAAGAUGAAGAUGAAGAUGAUGAUGCAGAGGAAGAUGAAGAGGAUAUUGAUGAUGAGAAUGUUUCGGCAUCGAAGGGUCGUGUAAAUAAGUCGUAUACGCCGGAGGAGAGAGAACAAGAGGCGGCAGAAAUUGGGUACAAAGUGAUUGGACCGAUUGAUCGUUCGACUCGGCCUUUCAAACCCUAUGUUCCUGUUUUCGCUGUUGUUCAGAUCGGUUCCCAUCAGUUUAAGGUUAGCAAUUGGGAUUGCAUUUACACGGAAAGGUUGAAAUUCUGUGAAGUGAAUGAGAAGAUAAUUUUAAACAGGGUUCUCAUGCUGGGUUCACAGACACAGACUAUUAUUGGUCGGCCCAUAUUGCCUGAUGCAGAGGUCCAUGCAGUUGUUGAGGAGCAUGCAUUAGAUGCAAAAGUAAUUAUAUUCAAGAAAAAGAGGAGAAAGAACUAUCGCCGAACCAGAGGCCAUCGACAGGAACUGACUAAGCUGAGGAUAGUUGAUAUUCAAGGAAUUGAAAAGCCAGAAAUGACAAAAGCUGUGAAGACAGAAAAGGCAGCUGCUGUUAAGAAGCCGGCAAAGGUUCCAGUUGCUGCUUAGGAUGGGAUUUUACCCAUUGGGAAUAGUGUCUGUAUAAGGUCAAAAACUCUGUGUUUUGACCCAUGCAAAUGGCAUGAGCAUAUUCACUUUUGAUAUAUUAGGAUCAAGUAUUGUCCUGGUUAAAGAUGAAGCUUUAGCUGUAGCAUUCAUUUAUGUAUUAGCAAAUGAAAGAAAGGACCUUAUCUUUGAUAAAAUGAGGAUUUUUAAACAGAAAAAUAUGUAAGCUUAAUCAUGGGUUGCUUAAUGCUGUA
Molecule: messenger RNA, 1221 nt
Organism: Cornus florida
Lineage: Eukaryota; Viridiplantae; Streptophyta; Magnoliopsida; Cornales; Cornaceae
Product: large ribosomal subunit protein bL21m
Exons: 5
Coding region: 98-970 (290 amino acids)
Biological process (GO): translation
Cellular component (GO): ribosome
Molecular function (GO): RNA binding; structural constituent of ribosome
Source: RefSeq, a predicted model, not a curated record